AUGAACAUGACCACAGAAACCACCACAUCAGCCAUAACGAACACCAGCACCACUACCACCAUGGCCAUGGCCAUGACCUCUACCAACUGCAAGAUCUCAAUGCUCUGGAACUGGAACACCAUGGACGCUUGCUUCAUCUCCUCAUCCUGGCACAUCACCUCCCCAAACAUGUUCGCCGGCUCCUGCAUCGGAGUCAUCCUCCUCGUCAUAUGUCUAGAACUUCUCCGUCGAGUUGCCAGCGAAUACGAUGCGUUUAUUAUCAACCGCGCCAGACUCAAAGCACAAUCUUUAGAUACUGAUCAACCCAGCAUCGCAGUCCCUAAUGACCUUUCCACAGACAGACCCGUCAAAAGACCCUUCCCAUGGACGCGAUCAGGCUCACUUUCAGCUCUACCUCCUGUUCCGGAGUUAGUAGAGGAGGAUGAACCAAUGCCUAAUGCGCCAGUAACUACAUCACAUCCUAGUAUACACCCCGAGAACCAGUCAAGAUUCAUCUUCAGACCAAGCCACACCGAGCAACUCAUCCGAGCCACAUUGCAUGUGUUGCAAUUUGCUGUGGCGUACUUUGUGAUGCUGCUGGGGAUGUACUACAAUGGGUAUUUUGUAAUUUGUAUCUUUGUUGGGGCGUUUGUGGGGUUUUUGCUCUUUUCGUGGGGGGAUCUUGGUACUAGGGAGUGA
Messenger RNA from Aspergillus tubingensis, 678 nucleotides. RefSeq names its product high-affinity Cu transporter CTR3. Gene Ontology annotation, molecular function: copper ion transmembrane transporter activity. The transcript is spliced from 3 exons. Gene Ontology annotation, biological process: copper ion transmembrane transport. The record is from RefSeq and is a predicted model, not a curated record. The coding region runs from base 1 to 678 and encodes 225 amino acids. Gene Ontology annotation, cellular component: membrane. NCBI's taxonomy places the organism in Eukaryota, Fungi, Ascomycota, Eurotiomycetes, Eurotiales, Aspergillaceae.